GGGUGGCACUUCAGCCAGCCAACACUGGAUUUAAUCCAGCUAGAAGUAGCAAAGCAGCUUUGAAAAACCACUGGGCUCUGAGUUCAUUACUACAGGAAAACUGUUUUCUCCUGAGGCACAGAGAAACUUGCUCCUACCGGCUCAGGAGUUUGGUGGAAUAAAACCCAUCCUGGAGGACCAUGGCUACCUAUGCCCUGCAAAUCGCUGGACUGGUGCUUGGUGGUGUUGGCAUGGUGGGCACGCUGGCUGUCACCAUCAUGCCUCAGUGGAGAGUGUCUGCCUUCAUCGGAAGCAACAUUGUGGUUUUUGAAAACUUCUGGGAAGGACUGUGGAUGAAUUGCGUGAGGCAAGCUAACAUCAGGAUGCAAUGCAAAGUCUAUGAUUCCCUGUUGGCUCUCUCUCCAGACCUACAGGCAUCCAGAGGGCUGAUGUGUGCUGCCUCUGUGCUGUCCUUCCUGGCUUUCAUGACCGCUGUCCUGGGCAUGAAAUGCACCAGGUGCACUGGGGACGACGAGAAAGUGAAAGGUCACAUCUUGCUAACGGCUGGGAUCAUCUUCAUCGUCACAGGCGUCCUGGUGCUCAUCCCAGUGAGCUGGGUUGCCAAUUCCAUCAUCAGAGAGUUCUACAACCCGAUAGUGGAGACUGCCCAAAAGCACGAGCUUGGAGAUGCUCUCUACAUAGGCUGGACCACGGCGCUGGUGCUGAUCGCUGGAGGGGCACUGUUCUGCUGUGUUUCCUGUUACAGUGAAAAGAGCCGAAGCUACAGAUACUCCGUCCCUUCCCAUCGCACAACCCAGAAAAGCCACCACAUGGAAAAGAAGUCACCGAGUGUGUACUCCAGGAGUCAGUAUGUGUAGUUGGGUCUAGUUUCUAACUUUACCGAUAAAGCCAGCAAAUGGCUGAAAUGCCUACUGUUUUCUAAAAAUGGAACCCAAAGGAACAUUGAUUUGCCAUUCUUAACUGCCUAACAUUAAUUACAGGAACUGAGCAUUGGGUAUUUAUGAUUCUAUAAGCUAUUUCAGCAGAAUGAGAUAUUACACACAGUGCUUUGAUUGUUCUAGGAAGUGCAGUAAUAUGUUUUCUAAAAUGAUUCAUGCAUCUUUUCCUUUCACCAGUUACUUCAAAAUGACAUUGUUAAAGACUGUAUUAUUUUACAGCUGUGAUUUCUCUAUGACACAGCAUUAUGUAUGUAGAUCAGCAUGAUGUUUAUAUCUCACAUAAAUAGAGACAGGCUUACAGGGUUCUAUUUUAAAUGAAAUACUGAUUCAAUACACUGAAUAAAUAAAAUCCAACUAUUGCUUUUCAGGGGAGUCGGGGAUAAGAUUGAAGAACGUUAACAUUAAUUGUGUAAAAACAGCUUAGUGAUUAACGUGAUCGAUUUAUAAUGAAGGUUAAAAUGAAGGCUUUAAUCAGCAGCGUAAAGGAAACUAAAUGGCUUUCUGAUAUCUUGUUUUUCAACCUAGAAGUUAUAAAUCCUAACUCCUUUAUCCUCUUUCCUCAGAGGCAUUUCUUUUCUUGUAUAUUAAAUAAACGUCUUUUAAAAGGCAGAUAUUUGUCAAGGGGCUUUGCAUUCAAACUGCUUUUCCAGGGCUAUACUGAGAAGAAAGAUAAAACCAUAGUCUAAGAAACAUUAAAGACUUCAGGAAAGUGAAUUUUUUUUUCCUCUGAAGUUUUUAUGGUCAGGGAAGGAUGCAUUUUGACAAGAAAUCAUGUAUGUACGUGAAUAUUUUCAUCUAUUUGAAUAUAGACUUUGGGUUUUUAUUUUAAUAUAAAUAACAGAUAGGACAAUAAUAUGUCUUAGUUUUUAGUUGCUUACCAAAAAACAAAAACAAUUUAUUCUUUGUAUACUCUUUCUGCUCCUAAGAUAUCUGUAGAUACUGAGUUCAAAUUGUCAUUUCAAUCCCUUCAAAAGUAAAUAUUUUACUUAUUCCAUUUUUUAUUCAUUCUUACUAAGGUAUAGAGAAAUACUAUAUCUUUGUGUUUCCCCCAAAUUUGAUGCAACUGAUAAUUCACUUUGAAAGUUUGUAUCCAUAUUUUUCUAGCUUAAAUGACUAUAUAUAUGAAUGUGCUUUAUGUCCUUUAUAUUAAUAAAUUGUGCCUU
This is a messenger RNA of Zalophus californianus (California sea lion), 2101 nucleotides long. RefSeq names its product claudin 8 (gene CLDN8). The transcript has a single exon. Gene Ontology annotation, cellular component: bicellular tight junction; plasma membrane. The record is from RefSeq and is a predicted model, not a curated record. Gene Ontology annotation, molecular function: structural molecule activity. NCBI's taxonomy places the organism in Eukaryota, Metazoa, Chordata, Mammalia, Carnivora, Otariidae. Gene Ontology annotation, biological process: cell adhesion; bicellular tight junction assembly. The coding region runs from base 180 to 857 and encodes 225 amino acids.